This is a messenger RNA of Acytostelium subglobosum LB1, 2769 nucleotides long. RefSeq lists its product as hypothetical. The coding region runs from base 1 to 2769 and encodes 922 amino acids. Lineage: Eukaryota; Evosea; Eumycetozoa; Acytosteliales; Acytosteliaceae. The record is from RefSeq and is a predicted model, not a curated record. The transcript is spliced from 4 exons. Gene Ontology annotation, molecular function: calcium ion binding.
AUGAACAAAGAACAACUCCAACAUCUUGAGAGUAUCUUUAAUGAGUGCGAUACCAAUGGUAGUGGCUUCAUCGACAAGAAUCAAUUGAGGAUGCUAGUAUCAAAGAUCACUACAACUGGAUUGGAAGAGGAUGAAUUAGACGCUCUGAUGAAGGCUUUGGACAGUGAUAAUGAUGGAAAAGUGGCAUUGCAAGAGUUUAUCAAAGGUUAUGACAUGAUACAUCCUGAACUAUUGAUCAAUGAUAGCAACAACAUAGAUGACUCUGGUGCACCAGUCGAUGAAGAGAAGAUUGAAGCUUUGUUAAACUCUUCAACUGCUGAUGCUGCACAGCAACCAUCACCAGAGGAUUAUGAGAACUAUAUUAGAUCUAUAUUCAAUUCAUUCGAUAAGGAUGGAGAUGGAGCUGUUAAUAAGGAACAGUUGAGAGAGAUGUUGAUUGAUAUCAAGGCAAAGAGUGGAAUAGAGGAGGGAGAGGAUGAGGACAUUGAUUAUAUUGUGGACUUGUUGAGCGAGUCGGGCAAACGCAACUCUAUAUCAUUCAGCCAGUUCAUGAGCACCAUUGAGCAUAUGAACAACUCACCCGCCGACGACGACGAGUCUGACGACAACACUCUCCCUUCAGCGACUGGCCAACAUCAGCAACAUCAUCACCGCAACAACAGUGUCGAGUCGCUGCUCCUCAGCAACAGCAUGCCAAACCUCCACAGUGGACAUGGCGACGACCAACACCACCACCACAACGACGAGAACAACUCUUCAUUCGAGGAGAUCGUCGACCAACCAGACUUGUCAAGCUUCUCGACCUUCUCGUCGUCGUCAUCAAGACGUCGCAGCCUGCGAUCGGCGCGCUCCAGCUGGUACGCACCCGUCUCAAUCGUGCAGAUGAUAAAGAAGCGCACAGACCUGUUCAAUCACAAGGAGAUCGAGGAGUUCACCAACGUCGUGGAAGACCCAGAGGUCGUCGACAAGCUCAAGGAGAAGGAGGCGCAUCUCAAGUCGGUCAACCUGCAUCUGGGCACCAAGAUCAACAUGGUGGAGGGCCAGCUGCGCGAGGUCAAGGAGUCGCACGACAAGCUCUCCGAGGACAAUGCCCAGCUCAAAAAGUCGGUCGUCAUUGGCAAGAAGACGCUGAUCCAGAACCAGAAGCUGGCGUCGCACAACAAGCUGCUAGAGGAGUCGAUCGAGAUGCUCAAGAAGCAGCUGCAGGACAGCAUCGAUGCAAAGAACGAGUUGAGCCACCUGUACAGAAGACUCAGGUCAGACCGCGAGUCGCUGAGUGCCAAGCUCGACGUCUCGUCCAACAACCUGUCGACGACUCAGGAUCGCGUCGCAACGCUCGAGACACAGUUGGCCGCCCGCGCCACCGCCUCGCAGUCCGUGCCACUGUCUGAGCUUGAGCAUCUCAAGGUCGAGAUGGAUAUGCUCAAGGAGCGUCUGGAGAAGGAGGUCAGCAAGGCCAAUGAGGAGGUCAAGCUGCUAAGCGAUGAGGGCCAUCUUUUGAAAAAGCAGAACAAGGAUCAGAAGCAGCUGCUCGACUCGUCAAAUCAGAUCAUCCACAAGCUGCGCUCGACGAUCGAGGAGAUACAGUCCAAGAAUCACAACUCUGACUCGAGCUACAAGCUGUCACUGCUCAGCGAGUUGGAGCAGCAGGUCGUCAACAGACUGGGCACUCCCGGUCUUGAGGACUCGACACACACGAAUGGCCAGGCCUUCACGCCACAGAACACACCUUCCCAAAGUGCCUACACGCCACAGAACACACCAACUCAAGGCAUCUCAAUCGAUCUAAAUGGCAAUGGAAGGUCGCGCAUGCUUGGAGGCAGAGGAAAGGAUGACAAUGACACUCACUCAAAUAACGAUUGGAAGGCCAAGUACGACGAGUUGUCCAAGCAGCUGGUUCAGGUCGAGCUACAGAACUUCCAGCUCAAGCAAAUCAACGAGACGUUCUCUCUGAGCGUCGAAUCGUUGGAGCAGACAAACCAGACUGUAGAUCAGUUGCAGAGCAGGAUCAAGGAGCUGACACAACAGACGACACGUCUCGAGGAAGAGAACAGCUCCCUCAAGAGCACCCAACAGAACAGCAUCAACUUGCCUCAGCCAAUUGACCCAGUUCACAUCAAGGCCGAGCAGACACAGGGCGAGCUGUCGCUGCUGAAGCAGAGGAUCGAGGAGUUGGCCCAGAAGAACACAUCGUUGCUCGACGAGAACACAGCGCUCAAGAGAGAGUCUGGAUCGUUCUCGCCUGUGACCAGCAGCCACGAGAUCGCCUCUCCAGACCUGCCAUCGCUCAACCCAGCUUCAGAGAACAACGCUGCCUUUGACUCGAUUGUCCAACUGCAGGGCCAGGUCAACAGCCUCACCAGUGUGAAGGAUCAGCUUGAGAAGGACCUGCUAAGAUACAAGGAGAAGCUUGAACGAUCGGACAAAGAGGCCCGCCAGGCUCUGGCAUCGGUUGCCAACGACAGUGUUGUCGAUGAACUGAGGCGCGAGAAUGAGUCACUCAAGGCCAAUGGACAGAAGCUUGAUGAGAGGAGUCGCGUACUCGACAUUGGCAGCGAGCAAGAACUCAACAAUCAACAGGAAGAGAUCAAGCAGUUGCGCGCCGACCUCGAGGAUGUCAACAGCAAGCUUCAAAACCAGACCAACCUCAACCGCUACCUGCAGAGCCAGCUCGACUCACACGAUCAGUCCAUCAACCAGGACCAGACACCUCUGCUGCCAAAAGAAAACGCCGCCAAGCAGAGCCGACAGUGCUGCGGCAUCUGUUAA